Molecule: messenger RNA, 312 nt
Organism: Linum tenue
Lineage: Eukaryota; Viridiplantae; Streptophyta; Magnoliopsida; Malpighiales; Linaceae
Source: the annotation of a GenBank genome assembly
AUGGAGAAGGUGAUGGGUUUGGCAUCCGAUAAUGGGGUGGUGAUCUUCAGCAAGAGCUCUUGUUGCAUGUGCUAUGCGGUGAGCAUGUUGUUCCAAGGGAUCGGGGUGAAGCCAGUGAUGUACGAUAUCGACCAGGACCCACAAGGCCGGGAGAUGGAGAAAGCCCUCAUGAAGCUCGCCGGCACCACCGCCGGCCCAGUCCCCGCUGUCUUCAUCGGCGGCAAGUUCAUGGGCUCCACCAACGACAUCAUGUCCGCACACCUCAGUGGCCAACUCCUCCACAUGCUCAAGCCUUACCACUCUUUGUCUUAA